Dunckerocampus dactyliophorus (ringed pipefish) is the source of this 2783-nucleotide messenger RNA. RefSeq names its product phosphoglucomutase 3 (gene pgm3). Gene Ontology annotation, molecular function: magnesium ion binding; phosphoacetylglucosamine mutase activity. The record is from RefSeq and is a predicted model, not a curated record. The coding region runs from base 425 to 2059 and encodes 544 amino acids. Gene Ontology annotation, biological process: hemopoiesis; UDP-N-acetylglucosamine biosynthetic process; carbohydrate metabolic process. Lineage: Eukaryota; Metazoa; Chordata; Actinopteri; Syngnathiformes; Syngnathidae. The transcript has 13 exons.
UCCCUUAACUUAUACCCCCCCCCUCCCCAAAACGCAAUUUUCCCAAAAUUAAAACUUUAUUCAGUGUUUUGUUUCUCAUAAUAUUCUAAAUACAGUGAUAUGUUUUUAAAAAAUGUCUUUUUUCCUUAAGGCAUCUUUUUUGGUCAGGUUGUUCAGCCUGCGGUAAUCCACCACCAUCCGCAGAUCUCCAUUUUUCUUUCUGACAAGAACAACUGGAGAGGCGUAGGGGCUCUGUGAUUCCUCUAUGAUGCCUGUUGCUAAGAGGUCCUGAAGAUGCCGUUUCAAGUCACUGAAGUCUGCAGGUAAUCCGAGGAAACUACUCGAGACACGAGCGCCUGUCAUCACCUCAAGGGGAGGUACCCGGAAGUGUGGCGUGUGGCCACGUUGCCAAGUCCUACGAGGAACGGAAAACUACACAAUAGCCAUGGCACACUUUCAGGAAGUGUCAAAACGGUCCACUUUGCAUUCUAAACCUGCAGGCUUGGUUUUGCAGUAUGGCACUGCUGGCUUCAGGACCAACGCCAAGCAUCUGGACCACAUCAUGUUCAGGAUGGGGCUGGUGGCCACUCUGCGGUCCAAAAAAACGAAAGCAGCCAUCGGAGUCAUGGUCACCGCCUCUCACAACCCUGAGGAGGACAACGGUGUGAAGCUGAUUGAUCCCAUGGGUGAGAUGUUGACUGCAGCAUGGGAAGGCCACGCCACUCAUCUGGCCAACGUGGAGCAGCAGGAGUUACCUUCCGUGCUCGAAGACAUGAUAGAGAAAGAAAGCAUAGACAUGAGCCAGGAAGCAGUUGUGUUUGUGGGCAAAGACACCAGGAGCAGCAGUGACAGCCUCUCACAAGCAGUGCUGGAUGGAGUGCAUGCGCUGCAUGGUCACAGCAAAGAUUAUGGGUUGGUGACCACCCCACAGCUCCACUACAUGGUGCGCUGUCACAACACACAGGGGCUCUAUGGUGAGGCCACAGUUGAAGGCUACUACAGCAAACUCUGCCAGGCUUUCAUUGAGCUCACCAAGAAUACACCCAACCGCACAGAUGACCAGAAGCACCUGACUGUGGACGGCGCCAACGGCAUCGGUGCGCUGAAGGUACGCGAGAUGGAGCACCACCUCAAGAGGGAGUUGCAGGUUUCGCUCUUCAACCACGGCGAUGGACAGCUCAACCACCAGUGUGGUGCCGAUUUUGUGAAAGUGCAGCAGAAACUUCCAACAGGCAUAAAGGUGAACACGGGCGAGCGCUGCUGUUCAUUUGACGGCGACGGCGACCGCAUCGUAUAUUACUACACCAGCUCAGAUGGACGUUUCCAUCUGCUGGAUGGAGACAAGAUAGCAACGCUCAUCAGCACUUUUCUGAAAGAGCUGCUCAUCCAAGCCGGUCUGAAUUUGAAGUUAGCAGUGGUACAAACCGCGUACGCUAACGGCAGCUCGACACACUACCUGGAAGACAGCAUGAAGGUGAUCGUGAGGUGCACAAAGACUGGAGUGAAGCACCUUCAUCAUGCGGCACAGGAGUUUGACACGGGGGUGUACUUUGAGGCCAACGGCCACGGAACGGUGCUGUUCAGCAAGGCAGCUGAGGAGAAGAUAAAGCAGCUCGCUGACGACCCAAACACAGACGACACCAGGAAAAGAGCAGCUCUUCUGCUGCGGCACACCAUCAAUGUCAUUAACCAGACUGUAGGUGACGCCAUCUCUGACAUGCUGCUAAUAGAGGCUAUAUUAGCCCUGAAGGGAAUGACUGUGCAGCAGUGGGACGCCAUCUACACCGACCUGCCCAACAGGCAGCUGAAAGUCAAGGUGUCGGAACGCAGGGUGGUUGACACGGCCGACGCCGAGAGACGCGCCGUGAGCCCCGCGGGCCUGCAGGACGCCAUCGACGGCCUGGUGAAGAAAUACAGACACGCUCGCUCCUUCGUGAGGCCGUCUGGCACAGAGGAUGUCGUGAGAGUUUACGCCGAGGCCGACACUCAGGAGAGUGCUGACUCCCUUGCACAUGAAGUCAGCCUUGCAGUGUAUCGCCUCGCUGGGGGGGUGGGAGACGAACCCAAACCUUUGCACUAGACAACAAAACAACACUGUUUUGUAUUUGAAAAAGACUGGAAGCAGACAUGCUCAAACCUCGCACUGUACAUGUAAUAGUGUACUUGUAGCUUUUUGCUGAGGUGACGUUAUACCUGCCAUCAUUAUCACACUACUACGACACUACGAAAGCAUUAGAAACACAAUCAAGGGUAUUUUUAUUACAGGAAAUGUACUUUGUUGUUCUCGUUCGGUUAAUUUUGGGAACAAAUUGCUGCACACUGCUUUGGUCGUAUCCACUUGUCUCUGACAAUGUGGGCUGUGGCUUCUCCUUGGCACUAUGGUACUGCUCUGUAUUUGUUUAUACGCGUGACACAAGACACACUUCCUGGCUCUAACUCAAUGUGUGCCAUGUGGGAUAGUGGUACGCUUCUGUACUGUACCGGAAAAUCAGAUUACGAAUACAUGUACCAUUACACCGCUACAUAAUAACUGUCGUUAAUUCCUGGGUCAUUUUUACACUCCCAGUCUCCAUUAACAUUUGAUCUACUGUGUAAAUUGCCUUUUUAAUUUUGUAAAUAAUAAAACAAUCAAGUGUUUACAUCUGUUCUAACGAUUCCUGGGUGGAACUGGAAAUAAAUAAUGCAAAAAUACAUACACCAUUUGUUCUCGUUUCUUGCGUUGUCAUUUGUGUUUAUUGUAAAAUAAGUCAUCCAAACACACACACACACACGGGAGUGAAGCACGUUAGAUAGAAUAUCAGGUU